Molecule: messenger RNA, 2322 nt
Organism: Dreissena polymorpha
Lineage: Eukaryota; Metazoa; Mollusca; Bivalvia; Myida; Dreissenidae
Exons: 7
Coding region: 1100-2065 (321 amino acids)
Molecular function (GO): zinc ion binding
Source: RefSeq, a predicted model, not a curated record
AUAGGUGUGAAUAAUACCGUAUAGGUGUGAAUCAUAACGGGUAACUUUCGCACCUUUGAUUGUAACAUCUGUUCAAUGUUAAAUCAACAUUGUUUUAUUUCAAGAUUAUUUAUUCAUUUAAAAAGUAUUCUGCGAUUUCAAGAUUUAUUUUUAAUUACAUGAACAAAAAUGUUUAAGAGUCAAUUUACAUGCUUCUUAUAAUACAUUAACAAUAUCUAGAUUGAUAACAUUAACAUAAAUAUAUUCAAACAUUUUCAAUAAAUUUACAUUACCGGUAUAUUAUUACAAGAAACGAAACAAGAUUUACUAUACUCUUUUAUAUUAUACAUUAACAAUAUCAAAAGGGAAUGCAUACAUACAUUUUAACAAUAUCUAGAUUGAUUACAUAAAUAUAUUAAAACAUUUUCAAUAAAUUAACAUUAUAUUCAUUACACAGUUUGAAUCAUCAUUAAAGCGGUGAGUUGUUUACUAAUUGGUUCGAGUCGGUAAUUCAUUGUUUGCUAAUAACUUAAAGGCACUUACCGCUAAUUGAUAGUUUGUGAGUCGAUAGUAAAGCAUAAGCUUUUCCUACAAGUAAAAGACCAACUUCAUUUUAUUAGGUCUUUAUUGAAUAAAAUGUAUUAUUGUUCAUUUGUGUUAUAUUAUUAUUUAUGUAUAUAGUGCAUACACAUGAAGCAUAAAAAAUAACAGCACUUCAUGUUUUAUAUUUUUUAAACAUAAUGAACUAUGCACAAAUAUUAUUUUAUUUUAUUUUUACAUACACAUACCCGGUACACAUGAUGCAUAAAAAUUAAAAACACUUUAUGUUUUAUAUUUAUUGAACAUAACGAACUAUGUACACAUAUUUGUAUACUAACAAUAAAUCAUUUUAUUUUUGUUAUUUAUAAUUAUAAUUGUUAACAUUGUUGGAAUUUUCUACAUUAAUGUACACCCCAAUAUCAUUCACACCUAUAUGGCAUUAUUCACACCUAUCUGCCUAUAUAUUAUCAGUGGGACGAAACGUCUACCCCUUUUCCACACAAAUAUCAGUGGCACGAACUGGCAGUGGCACGAAACGUCCAUAAACCGUCCAAAUAAUUAGACGUAAGCUACCCCGCUUAUGCAAAUCGACCUCAUAUUUAUAGGAAUUCACCUUGAACCAGAGGACAAUGGCGUGAUACAAUCAUCGACGUGUCAGUGUCCAAUGAGGGAAUUCAAAUGUCAUCAUGUGGCUGCUGCUUUACUGUUUGGAUACAAGAGAGCGAGCAAAACUGACAUUAAGUGUUCCUGGUUCAAGCGUCCGAAAUCCGCACCACCCAAGAAAACUGUGACGAUGGCUGAAAUGUAUCCACCAAAUCAGCCUGGAUACAGGGCUCUAAACAGAUCUGUCUCAGAUGAUGACAGAACUUUUAUUUAUAAACAACUUGGACAGUUGGGUCGCUUUACAGCUCUGCAUUGGAUUAUGGCAGAGGAGCCACAGACACCGGAUGUACCAGUGCCUCUCCUGGAUGACUUGAUGAUCCAUCCUGAAUAUCUGGGAGCUGAGGACCCCCGCACAUGGCUGAGACGACAGUUGCUGGUGUCGCACGAAAAGGUCAACCAAACAGCUGCAGCAACUAUUGGACAGAGGGAAAAUGCCUUAUGGGCAGCUGUUCGCAAGUUGAGAUUUACCGCCUCUAACUUCGGACAUAUCUUGUCAGCGUUUGACAAAAAAAAACUGACAGUGUCCUUGAAAAAAAGACUUCUGAGCGCGUAUAACCUGGAAAAAAGGGCACCUGUGCAGUGGGGGGUAACACAUGAGCAGGUGUGCAUAGCUGAAUACUGUAAGGUUGGAGGAGUCGCUGUACGCCCGACAGGAAUUUGGCUGCAUGAGUCUGGUGUCUUGGGUGCAUCACCAGAUGGUUUUGUCGAAGGCGUGUUUAGGGGUUUAGUUCAUCAACAACAUGGACAAGCAACAUGUAGUGCAGACAUCAUAGAAGUAAAGUGCCCCUACACUGCCAGAGACAUGACUAUCCAGGAGGCGUGUUCAUCUAUCAAGGAUUUCUACCUAGGUAAAACUAUUAUUUCUACAUUUUCAAUGUUGUAAUGCAUUUAUAGUAUAAACAAUUAAAAAAUAUGCAUCAAUUACCCAUUUUGCAUACAGCGUGCAAUUACAUCCAUUCCUAUAAUUAAAAUCAGUGUGAUGUAAAAGAUGGUCUUGCUUUUACAAUCUCUUUAUGUAUAUAACACUACUACAGGGAUUUCAAUAGAUUUGUGUAAACCAGGAGUCAAAUUACCCCAUGCUUGACUUUUUCGGGGGUCAAAUAAAAUAAUCAGGGGUCAAAAAAUGAAGUUAUCUGUUCC